AUGUCCAGGUUAGAAGUUAGUACUACUGACUUGAGGAACAGAUUUACUCCUUCCCACUCAAGGUCAAGAUCACCUUCAGUCUCAGCAUCAACAGAAGAAAUAUUAGUAGAGAAGUUGGACAAGUUUAUUUCGUCCUUGGAAUCCAGAUUAGACAAUUUCGAACAAUACUUUAAAGUCAGUUGUGAAGAUGAACUUUUCGAUACACUUGAUCUGAAGAACAAGUUGGAUUGUCAUGACAAUACUCACGAACAGCAAAUUGAAUUAUUGGAAGUGCCCACAAGAUCAAGAACAGGAUCGUUUCAUCAUAUCAAGACCUUCUCAGUUAACCAAUUAAACACUAUACACCAGAGAUUGUUGUUGAUCAAAAAACAAGUGUUGACUACCUCAUUCACAAACUUGGAAUAUCUUUACAAGACCUUGGAUGAACAAUAUAAGAACUUGUUUACGUCUUCGGAAGAGGAGAUUUACCCAACCAUAAGCACGUGUGACGACCAUUCCAACAAAACAGAGGUAUUAUCCAAGAAGAUAAUCCAAACCAUCCAAUACUUUGAUGAGAAGCUCUUGCAGAUUGAUGAUUUUAUCAAGAGUAACAUCCCAAAUACUAACGAGUUUUACGAUGAUAUGGACGAAAACCAUGAUUCGAUAUUUAAUAAACUCCGCUUCUUUAACUUCCAUCGAGCUCUUCACAAGGCCGAAAAGGGUAAUCGCCUUUUACAUUAUUACGAAUUACCCUUGAGUUGGAGAGAGAACAAAUAUAUUAUUCAGGGGUAUAGAUUUUCCUUGAGUCACGCUACCAUGUGGAAAUCUAUUUUCCAAUUUAACCAUAAUGAAACGAUGAAUAUUUGGACGCAUAUCAUAGGGCUUAUGUUUGUGUUGUAUUUAUGUAUUUGGCAUUUCCCUCUGUCGGAACAAUUUUACCAAAACACCUUCAAUGGGAAUGUUAUUAUGUACAUUUUCUUGGCUGCUGCCUGCAAAUGUUUGAUCAGUUCCAGUAUAUGGCAUACCUAUUCCUGUUUUGCCCAUUUCCCCACCAGACAAACAUUUGCCUGUGUCGAUUACACUGGUAUUACUGUGCUUAUUACCUGUUCAGUUAUUUCUGUUGAAUACUGUGCCUUGUACAAUUUCCCCAAAUUGUUGACCACGUAUAUUAUAUUUUCCACCAUAUGUGGUACCACCGGGUUCAUUUUCAAUUGGUCGCCAUACUUCGAUAAGCCAGAGUGCCGAUCGUUAAGAAUUUGGUUUUUCAUGGGAUUGGCAUUUUUGGGAGCCACUGCAGUAUUAUGGAAAAUGGUAUAUGACGGAGUAUUGCCAUCAUUAUUAUUUGUGUUCCCCUUGGUAUACAAGAGUUUUUCCAUGUACUGGAUCGGGGUCAUUUUCUACGGUGGGUUGAUUCCUGAACGCUGGAGAUACGAUGUCUUAAUUGAUCAAUUUAAUACCGCCGCCGUGGCCCAUACGUAUUCCACGCGUGAUGUCUUGCUUGACAAUGUGGAAAAUUCUGGGUUCGAAGAAAUUGGACAAAUGGGAGAAGAAUUGGAAGAAGUGGUGGAAACCAACGAGAAGCAGUACGAUGAGAAGUUUAAACAAAUCAUUGAUAAGCAUUUCAAAAAGGAGCCUAUCUAUACUCCAUAUCGUAAUGAUUUAAAAUCGCUUUGGUGGGUAGACUAUUUCUUGGCCAGCCAUAAUAUUUGGCAUAUCUUUGUCGUGUUGGGAAUAGUGGGACAUUAUAGUUGUGUUAUGGAGAUGUUCAAGGAUAUUAAUAUCACGAGAUAG
Messenger RNA from Spathaspora passalidarum NRRL Y-27907, 1770 nucleotides. RefSeq lists its product as uncharacterized. The record is from RefSeq and is a predicted model, not a curated record. The coding region runs from base 1 to 1770 and encodes 589 amino acids. NCBI's taxonomy places the organism in Eukaryota, Fungi, Ascomycota, Pichiomycetes, Serinales, Debaryomycetaceae. Gene Ontology annotation, cellular component: membrane. Gene Ontology annotation, molecular function: signaling receptor activity. The transcript has a single exon.